Molecule: messenger RNA, 400 nt
Organism: Prorocentrum cordatum
Lineage: Eukaryota; Dinophyceae; Prorocentrales; Prorocentraceae
Source: the annotation of a GenBank genome assembly
GCCGGGGCGAAACGACCCCGAGACAGCGGACGCGACCGAGCUAGACGGCGAUCUGAUGGAGGCCCAGAUCACGCAUAAGUAUCUCCCAGUCAUGACGAAGCUCAUCUUCAACGCAGCGCUGAAGCAGAGGCAGAUCGAAUCUAUCGAGGCGAAAACCUUCCUGAUGUCGUCGGGCACGCAGCCGGCGGCGAAGGCGAAGUCGCGCGCAAAGGCGAGUCUCCGCACGCCCGAGAGGCACAGGUCGAUGCUACCAAAGGCCGAGGCGGGGCCGAAUCUCGCGGAGAUGGGCGCCAUCUCAGUAGCGCGCUACGGAGGGCAGCGCGGCGGGGCGCGUCAGCCAGCGGGCGUUAGAAGCAUUGGCAAGCAGCAGAAUGCCCUCGCAAUUUGCGGGAUGGGAGAG